Molecule: messenger RNA, 447 nt
Organism: Emiliania huxleyi CCMP1516
Lineage: Eukaryota; Haptophyta; Isochrysidales; Noelaerhabdaceae
Exons: 2
Coding region: 1-447 (148 amino acids)
Source: RefSeq, a predicted model, not a curated record
AUGGGCGCCUGCAGCUCCAAGUCGGUCAACGACACCAUCACCGAGCCGGUGAAGCCGGAGCAGAUCGACACUCCCGUAGACGCCACCAUCGUCGACGCCACGCCCGACAUCGCUCCCACCGAGACGCCCGCCGACGCGGCGCCCUCUGAUUACGCAAAGCCCGAGGCGGAGGUGGCGGUGGCUGAGGAGCCCGCGGCGGUGGCUGAGGAGCCGAUCGCUGAGGAGGCACCUGCCGCGGCAAUUCAGGAUGUGCCGCCGCCCGAGCCGACCAAGUCGGCCUCCCUUGUGGACAAGCUUGUCGGCUAUCUCUCUGGCCAAAAGUCUGAGCCUGCUAAGCUGUCCAAGGCCUUCUCUAACAUCCUGCCCGCUGCGCCGAAGUGCAUGCCCUCCCGCCCCGAGCUUAACGAGGAGCCGACCGACGCCCCGGCAACGGCCGCGCCCGCGUGA